Magnolia sinica is the source of this 4238-nucleotide messenger RNA. RefSeq names its product transcription factor MYB3R-1-like. Bases 393 to 3584 code for a protein of 1063 amino acids. The record is from RefSeq and is a predicted model, not a curated record. The transcript is spliced from 12 exons. NCBI's taxonomy places the organism in Eukaryota, Viridiplantae, Streptophyta, Magnoliopsida, Magnoliales, Magnoliaceae. Gene Ontology annotation, molecular function: RNA polymerase II cis-regulatory region sequence-specific DNA binding; DNA-binding transcription factor activity, RNA polymerase II-specific. Gene Ontology annotation, cellular component: nucleus. Gene Ontology annotation, biological process: regulation of DNA-templated transcription.
AACUCUACCGUCCGAUCAAACCCUACCUGCUCGCCGUUGGAGCGUGGGGCUUGGACUUCAGAGUCCUCCCUCCUUUUCAUAUUUUUGAAAAUCUCUCUCUCUCUCUGUCUCUCUCUCUCUCUCUCUCCGUGCCUUUGCAGAUCAUUUCCUCAUCUCCGUUGAAAAUUCGGAGAUUUUUCAUUUUGCAAGAUCUGCAAUGCGCACUCGCUCUAUCCCCUCGUCAUUGGUAGCAGUUUUCGCUGAUUUUCCUGCGUCGAAUCACGCAAGUUCUGAGGAGUAAUUUCUUUGUGGCUCUUUAGAGAGGUUGAUGAUAGUUUGGGGAAUCUAUUCUGGAGAGAGCUGCUACAGAGAAGGUUUUGAGAUAUGCGGCUUCACUUGCCAACUACGGAACAAUGGCGAGUAACAAAGCAAGUAACUCUAGGAGAGGCGAAGUUACUGCAGCUGCUCUCCCUGAUUGGGGCAGCGAGUGUUUUCAGAAACCACAGUCUUUGCACGGGCGGACUAGUGGUCCUACGAGGCGGUCGACAAAGGGGCAGUGGACACCUGAAGAGGAUGCAUUAUUGUGCAGAGCUGUCCAACGCUUUAAGGGAAAGAGCUGGAAGAAAAUAGCCGAGUGUUUUACGGAUAGGAGUGAUGUUCAAUGCUUGCACAGGUGGCAGAAGGUCUUAAACCCGGAACUUGUGAAAGGACCAUGGUCGAAAGAGGAAGAUGACAUAAUCAUUGAAUUGGUCAAUAAAUAUGGGGCGAAGAAGUGGUCGACCAUUGCGAAUGCAUUACCUGGACGCAUUGGAAAGCAAUGUCGUGAAAGGUGGCAUAAUCACCUUAAUCCUGCCAUAAACAAGGAGGCAUGGACUCAAGAAGAGGAAUUGGCGUUGAUUCAAGCUCAUCAGAUAUAUGGGAACAAGUGGGCAGAGUUAACAAAAUUCUUGCCUGGAAGGACAGACAAUUCAAUAAAGAAUCAUUGGAACAGCUCUGUGAAAAAGAAGUUGGAUUCAUACAUGGCAUCAGGUUUACUUGCACAGUUCCAAGGACUGCCUCAUGUGGAAAACUCAAGCCAAUGCAUGCCAUCUUCUUCUGAGAGGAAACAACAUAACAAUGGAGAAUGUAGUUUCAAAGAUGGGGCAGAAAUUGAAGAAUCAUCAGAAUGCAGUCAAGGUUCUGGUUCUGUUGGUUUCUCUCAAUCUCAUUGUGAAGUAGCUCCUGCUAUUCCUGUACAGGUGCAGGAAGAGUUUAAAAUGAGAGAAGAAGCUAUUAAAAAAACAGUAAAAAGUUCUCAUUCUUUGUGUUCCAAACAAUGUUAUACUCCAGAAGAAGGCACAUUCACGGUACCAGAAAUACCUUCUAGUGUGGGCAUGCCAGUAAACACGUCUGAGCAGAGUUUGUUACAUACGGCUAGAAACUCUGACAGCAAUGCUCGUCAACUGUGCUCACAUGAAUUGGUGGAGGUAAUGCAGGACUCAUCAAGGUUACUGGAAGCAUCGAUGCAUUAUACUUCAUGUGUUGUAGAAAACCAUGGAACAAAAUCUAUUCUUGUACAGGGCUCUGUAGAAUCUCAUGCUCCUAUGGGGAAUAUAGUUGUUGGUCCUGAGGAACCAGUGGAUGAAGUAUUGCCAUGUGAAGAUGAUUGUGGUAGUAACAAGCUUUUAGAUGCAGCGAUUCAUGGAAGCUUCUCUUUGGGAAAUCCUAUGGAAGGUGCAAAUAUCAUUGACUUGGAUGGCUAUGCAGGUUCAUCAUUCUCUGAAACAGCCAUGAGUUCAGCUUUAUGUUCAUUAAUUUGUCAAUCUGAUAUUCAAGACUCUGAAGUGGCCAGGAAUUUAGCUUCAUGUUCAAAUCUGUAUUAUCCUCCAACUUCGUCUGAUAUAUCUGAGGCCCCAUGCUAUCAAAAUUAUCCGGGGCCCCAUGCUGAGGUUACUGAUGAUUUGAAUAAAACACAAGGGUUGGGGCUUGUUACAUGUCCUGAUGGUUUUUUCUGUUCGAACAGCUCUUUUGAGUUGGUCAAUGUUGGUGAUAGGGAUAAGCGUUGCAUGCAUGUGGAGGCAGAUCAGAAAACGGAGGCUCCAAACACAAGAACCAUGGAAAUGUUUGGUCCCGUAAUGAUAGAUCACACUGGAUGCCUUAUCGGCAUGGAUGGUAGUACAACAGUUCCUAAUGAACACUUCGGUUCAGAAUCUCUAUUUUAUGAUCCUCCUCGUUUUCCAAGCUUGGAGAUUCCAUUUGUCAGCUGUGAUCUCGUAUCAUCUGGCGGAGAGGCAUAUAGUCCCCUAGGGAUUCGACAAUUGAUGCUGUCCAGUUCUCCUCCAUAUGGUGGCUUAUGGGAUUCACCUUCUCACAAUGACAGUCCUGAUGCUAUUCUGAAGAGUGCUGCCAAGAGCUUCCAGUGUACUCCUUCCAUUUUAAAGAAACGGCCGCGGGAACUAUUGUCGCCUGUGCAAGAAAGGAAGAGUGACAAGAAACCGGGAAGGGAAAUGAAUCAUGGGUUAUUUUGUGCAUCUUCCAGUCCAAAUAGAAGUUAUUAUCCUUGCCCAGAUGUUAUAUUUGAUGAGCCUGGGGCUUGUUUGUCUACUACUGAGGGGUCUUUCCUUUCUGCAUCUCACCUGAAAAGGAAAUCCCUGGCUUCCCCCAUUGACAAGGAAAAUCUUGAUCAUGCUUCUAAAGACAAAAAAGAUGAAACUGUGGUUCUAGAUUGCGAGGACAGGAAAGAGCAAGGUGAUGCAACUAAGACUGAUGAGGAUAUUACAGCCCAAACAAUGCAGCAGCCUACUGGAGUCCUUGUUGAACAUAAUUUGAAUGAUCUGAUAUUUUUUUCCCCUCCUCGAGAUGGAUAUCUUAUGAACAGACCCUUGACUACUGGUGCUACGACUCCAGGAAUUCAACUUCACAAAAGCUUGGAGAUCACAUCAAACCACGCUGAUGAUAAAGGCCAAUCUCAAUCUUCAUUGGGCGAUCCAUGUUUCUCAGACCUUAUUUACCCCAGUGUCUGUGAAACGAAGCAUGACCAGCGUUUAGUCCGAAAACCGCUGCAGGUCACAAUUGAAAAGCCUGGCAUAUCCGGCAAUGCUGAUAUUGAAAACUUUACAAUUUUCUCAGACACUCCUGGCAUCAAAAGAGGGUUUGAAUCUCCUUCAGCAUGGAAGUCACCUUGGUUCAUGAACUCUCUUCUUCCAGGACCAAGAUUUGAAACAGACAUAACUUUUGAGGAUAUUGGCUAUUUGUUCAGUCCUGGAGACAGAACCUACGAUGCUAUUGGGCUGAUGAGACAGUUAAAUGAGCAUAGUGCUGCUGCAUUGGCUGAGGCUCGGGAGGUUUUGGCAAGUGGAUCUGACAUAGCUGCUUCACAGGAAAAUGAAAGAACACUUGGCAACCCACGUUUUCAAGAAGAGAACAAUCACUUUGCAGACAAUGAACUGGAAAAUCUUAUUCCUUUGCCACCUGGUGUCUUGCCUUUCCAGACAGAGCAACGCAUUCUUGAUUUCAGCGGUUGCAGCUCACCAGGCAAAGGCACAGAAAACAGGAAGACAGCUGGGGUUGGGACUACAAUAAGCUUCACAAGCCCCUCUUCCUAUCUGAUGAAAGGCUGCCGUUAGCAAUUUGUAUUGGUUAUCCCACUGCAUCGGUAGGAAGGCUGAGAUUUCCAGGCUGUUGAUUGGUAAUGGCCAAACCACCAAAGUAAGCUUCCUUGAGCCUCUCUCCCAAUCAGAGGUUGCAAUUAGCUGGUGCUACAGUCAACACUCUACUACAGUUAGCUUCCCAUCUCUUCCCAUCCAAUGAGGGUUGCUGUUGGCAUGUCAUCAUCAACACAUUCUAUCCAUCGAUAUCACCUGCCCACCAGUGUAAAGCUUCACAUAUCCCCUGCAGAUUAUUGGGUCAAUCCUCAUUUUGCAUUUCUAUCAGUGGGCCAUGUUAUUCAUCCCAGUGCUCUACAACAAUGCUUCCUGAGUCCUCUUCCCAUCAGGUUCAGUGCUUGCAAUUAGCAGGUUGUGAUUGUUAACCUGGCACAGAUAGCUUGUCAAGGUUGCUGUUAGCCAAGUCUACAUAGGUUUGCUGUUAGCUGGCUCUUAUGGUUAACCGGGGCCAUAGGUUGAUGUUAGCAGGUCCCAUGGUUAACUGCGUUUUGCAUAAUAUGUAUAUAAAUAUACAUACACGUGUCAUGUUUAAUCAUACCUUUUAAGUCCCAGAUUGAUGAUUAUCUUUUUUAAUGUAAUAUAUAUUGUCACUUGAGUAUCAUUUGUAUUUGUAUU